AUGACGUCGAGAAUCAAUACUAUCCUUAUUAUCGGUGCUACCUCUGGUCUAGGUGAAGCAUUUGCCCGUCGUUUCCAUGCCUUGGGUAAGACUGUUAUCGCCACCGGUCGUAGGCAAGCCAAAUUAGACGCGUUGGCGCAAGAGCUGAAAGGCCUCGAGACUCGCACGUUUGAUAUUUCCGAUCUAGACUCCCUACCCGCCAAUGUUGAGAGUCUCCUAAAAGACUUCCCCAAUUUAGAUUCGGUCGUUAUCAAUGCUGGGAUUCAGAAAAAUUUCAGUUUCUUCGACCCUGCCAGCAUCACUUCUGAGACGAUUAUCAAUGAGAUCAACACGGACCUAACAGGGCCUACUCUUCUUGUUCGCUUAUUCGUACCUCACCUAGCUGAGUUGGCAAGGGUUGGGACCAAGACGAACUUGUUCCUCACUAGCUCUGCGUUGGCAUAUGCACCUUUCAGCUUUUAUCCAGCUUACUGCCCAAGUAAGGCUGGUGCCCACACGUUGGCUAAGGUCCUGCGACAACAAUUAAGUAACGCGCCAGAUGAAAUAAAAAAGAAUAUGAAUGUGGUAGAAAUCGUACCGCCAUAUGUAGAUACGGGUUUGGAUGGGGAGCAUCGUGACGCCGUGAAUGACCUACAAGGUGGUCCUGAGCAGGCGUUCCCUCCUAUGUUAUUGGAAGAAUAUAUCGAGAAAUUCUUCGAAACCUUGGACCAACUUGAACCCGAUGGAUCUAUUAAGAAAGAGGUUGCUGUUGGGUUCGGACAACUUGUUGUGGAUACUUGGCGAGGUAGUUUUGGAAAAUUGCUGGAACAAGUAGGCCUCCCAGCUUAA
This is a messenger RNA of Hypoxylon trugodes, 828 nucleotides long. Its product is annotated as NAD(P)-binding protein. NCBI's taxonomy places the organism in Eukaryota, Fungi, Ascomycota, Sordariomycetes, Xylariales, Hypoxylaceae. The transcript has 2 exons. The record is from RefSeq and is a predicted model, not a curated record. Bases 1 to 828 code for a protein of 275 amino acids. Gene Ontology annotation, cellular component: membrane.